AUGACGGAAGAAUCAAUUCUCGUACACGGUGCGCGCGAGCACAAUCUAAAAAACAUUGACGUCCAACUUCCAAAAGACAAACUCAUCGUUUUCACCGGCGUUAGCGGUUCCGGCAAGUCAUCACUGGCAAUUGAUACCGUUUAUGCCGAAGGACAACGGCGAUACAUUGAGUCUUUAUCGGCGUACGCACGGCAAUUUUUAGGACAGCUCGGAAAACCAGAUGUAGAUGAGAUUAUCGGAUUAUCUCCCUCCAUUGCCAUAGAUCAGGGAUCAACAGGACAUAACCCCCGUUCCACGGUGGCAACCAUAACUGAAGUCUACGACUACCUCCGUGUACUCUAUGCACGCGUUGGACAAUUCCACUGUCCCGAAUGCGGACGUGAAGUCGGUUCACAAACUGCCGCGGAUAUCGUCCAAGCUCUGAUCGACUACCCAGAACGCACCAGACUUAUCAUUUUCGCACCGAUUCUGAGAGGUUCCCGCGGCGCGCACGAAAGAGAACUCGAAGAUUUACGCAAAGCGGGUUUCGCAAGGUUGCGAAUCGAUGGUGAAAUAUACGAACUUCGACCCGACCUCACCCUCACUCCCAAUCAACGCCACGACAUCGAUGUCGUCAUCGACCGGAUUGUCAUUAAAGAGGGUGUUGAACCUCGCGUCGCCCAAGCCGUGGAUACUGCACUCUUACGUGGAGACGGAAGCCUCCUUGUCCACGUCGUUCCCACUGAAGGCGAGGGAUCUCCGUUUGUGUCGGAGGAAGACGACCUGCUGUUUAGCAAGGAUUACACUUGUGCGCACUGCCGGAUCAGUUUUGUGAAACCGGAACCUCGCCAUUUCUCUUUCAACAAUCCGGAUGGCAUGUGCGAGAAUUGUCGGGGUUUAGGCGUGGAAAUGGGAAUCUUACCAAAGUUGAUUGUUCCAGAUGAUACCCUCUCCAUUAUGCAAGGUGCCAUAAGUUUGUGGGGACCUCUUGAUAAGCGAGAUGUCCUCAAGGAAAAGGUAAUCGCUGAAGCACUCGCAAAACACCUCGGAUUCGAUAUUGAGACCCCUUGGAAGGACCUCACACCGGAGCAGCAGCAUGCCAUUCUCUAUGGCACCGGCGACGAUAUUCUUACGAUUACCACCCCCGGUAAGGGCGGACACAAAAAACGAAAACGACGACGGCAAUAUCGUGCCCAUUUUCACGGCAUCAUUCCAACUGAAGAGCAGAAGUAUCACUUUGAAGAUGACGAUGAAACCGAUGAAGACACCUUCCCCGACUAUUUUGUCAAAAUGCCCUGCAGGACAUGUGAAGGCACCCGACUUAAUCCGUGGGUGAAAGCCGUGACGAUAGGCGAAACCUCCAUAACGGAUAUUCUUGAAAUGUCCAUCCAGGACGCAACCCAACUCUUCGGCGAGUUAGUACUUCCAGAGCGCGAGGCUUUCAUCGCAACCGAGCUCCUAAAGGAAAUUCGAGGGCGGCUCGGGUUCCUUAUGGAUGUCGGAUUAGGAUACUUGACGCUCGCUCGUUCUGCACCGACACUCUCUGGUGGCGAAGCACAACGGAUUCGUCUCGCCAGCCAAGUAGGUGCUGGAUUACGUGAUGUCACCUAUGUUCUUGAUGAGCCGAGUAUCGGCUUGCACCCGCGCGACCACGCCGGUUUACUCAUGACCCUCUUAAACUUGCGGAAUCAAGGCAACACCGUUAUUGUCGUUGAGCACGAUGAGGCAACCAUGUUAGUGGCUGAUUGGAUCGUCGAUUUCGGUCCCGGUGCAGGGAUUAAGGGUGGGAAGAUAACGGAUAUCGGCACACCGGCACAGUUCAUGAAGGAGAGCAAUACACUCACUGCCCAAUAUCUCCGAGGCGAUAAGGUGAUCGUUCAACCGGAAUCCCGUCGUCCGACAGGGGACAGGUGGGUGCAAAUCUGCAACGCACGCCAGAACAAUCUCCAAGGUAUCAGCCCUAAAAUACCGGUGGGUACGCUCUGCUGUGUAACAGGUGUGAGUGGGUCUGGAAAGAGUUCCUUAAUUCACGAUAUUCUCUACAGGGCACUCGCCCGCGACCUCAUGAAAGCAAAAACUGUACCCGGGGGAUUACGACGAUAUUCGGGGCAUCAUUGA
Molecule: messenger RNA, 2097 nt
Organism: Geodia barretti
Lineage: Eukaryota; Metazoa; Porifera; Demospongiae; Tetractinellida; Geodiidae
Source: the annotation of a GenBank genome assembly